AUAUAACAAAUAAUUUGAGUAUGGCAACACAGAGACGGAACCCUCUGACGGGAGAGUGGAUAAUAGUGUCCCCUCACCGCAUCUCCAGACCCUGGGGCGGCGAGAAGAGUAGCUCUACAGGACAGGGGUUCACUAAAGUGUCCAGUUAUCUGUCCCCUGGUGCUGCAAGAUCUAACGGCAGUGUUAACCCCCUCUACACCUCCACAUUUGUAUUUCCUAACGACUUUUCCGCGCUUGUACAAGCCACCCCUGGUGAGGAACCUGGCACAGAGCCAGGUGAGGAACCUGGCACAGAGCCAGGUGAGAAAGCUAGCACGUGUCCUGGCACAGAGCCAGAGGAUGAGUUGUUCCAGAGUGAGCCAGCUGGAGGGGAGUGUCACGUGAUGUGUUUCUCACCCCACUCUCACCUCUCUCUCCCUCUCAUGAGACACGAGGAUAUACUGAGUGUUAUCAGGGAGUGGAUCAGACUCUCCGAUCAGCUCAAAUACAACCUUUACGUACAGAUAUUCGAGAACAAAGGAGCGAUGGUUGGCUGCAGUAACUCUCAUCCUCACUGUCAAAUAUGGAGCUCUAGUUUUCUUCCUUACCUCAUCUCUUUAGAAGACUCUCAUCAGAGGGAGUACUUCUCCAAACACAACUCUCCACUUCUUGUAAAGUACCUAGAAAAGGAGAUGAGGUGUAAAAAACGGGUAGUAGAGGAGAGUGAAUACUGGGUAGCUCUAGUACCCUACUGGGCCAAGUGGCCUUUUGAGCUCCUACUUUUACCUACCCGUCACGUGACAAAGCUCAGGGACCUCACCGAGGAGGAGGUACUAGACUUAUCCAGUACAAUGAAGAGAUACCUGACAAGGUACGAUAAUCUGUUUGAAUGUUCGUUUCCCUACUCCAUGGGAUGGCACGAGGCCCCCAACACUGCAUCAGACUGCUCACAUUGGCAACUCCACGCGCACUAUUACCCUCCGUUACUGCGCACUGCUACUGUAAAGAAACACAUUGCAGGGUAUGAAAUGCUGGCUCAGUGCCAGCGAGAUCUUACUGCGGAGGACGCCGCGCAGAGACUUAAAGAUUGUGAUGCACUCGUACAUUUCACGCAGAGGAAUAUUGACUAGCGUUAUAAUUAGUUAAUAAUUGAAAGUAUUUCGUUAUUUGAGGUUAUAGGUGGUUAUGUUAUACUUUAUUUUAAAUUAAUUACUUUUAACAUUUUAGAAUUUUUUAUUGGACGACAAUUUUGACACUUUAGAUGGUUUAAUUGUGUUUCAAAUAACAACUAAGUAUUUACAAAUCAAAUUAAGGACCUAAUAACU
Molecule: messenger RNA, 1304 nt
Organism: Bolinopsis microptera
Lineage: Eukaryota; Metazoa; Ctenophora; Tentaculata; Lobata; Bolinopsidae
Product: galactose-1-phosphate uridylyltransferase-like
Exons: 6
Coding region: 21-1109 (362 amino acids)
Biological process (GO): beta-D-galactose catabolic process via UDP-galactose, Leloir pathway
Cellular component (GO): cytoplasm
Molecular function (GO): UDP-glucose:hexose-1-phosphate uridylyltransferase activity; zinc ion binding
Source: RefSeq, a predicted model, not a curated record